This is a messenger RNA of Sesamum indicum (sesame), 2168 nucleotides long. Its product is annotated as putative methyltransferase PMT16. Gene Ontology annotation, cellular component: trans-Golgi network; endosome; cytoplasm. The record is from RefSeq and is a predicted model, not a curated record. Gene Ontology annotation, molecular function: methyltransferase activity. Lineage: Eukaryota; Viridiplantae; Streptophyta; Magnoliopsida; Lamiales; Pedaliaceae.
UAAUUAAUUAAUUAUAAUUUUAGGUUAAUCUAAAUCAAAACUUGAGCCUUAAGUACUACUUACUACUCGUCUCCCUUCCCAAAUCUCUAACAAGAAAGAAGUUGGAGGAGAGAAAAUCAAAUAUGGGGGGUCCAAGCCCACCAUACUACACUCCGCUCUCCAAACCCACGCCCGCCUCCGCCUCCUCCUCCGCCGCCAACCACCUCAAGAAACCCAAACUCUACUCGUUGGCCAUCCUAACCAUCCUCUGCUCCCUCUCCUACCUGUUCGGCGCCUGGCAACACGGCGGCGCCACCACCCCCUCCGCCACCAUCCCUUGUUUCUCCGUUCCCCGGAACACCAGCGCCUCCAUCACUCAACCUGGCUCCCCCACUGCAACCACCAAACUAGACUUCGCCACCCACCACUCCGCCGCAGUCGAUGAAGGCGCCGCCACUCUCGCCUCCUCCACAUACCCCCCAUGCAGCAUUAAGUACAGCGAGUACACCCCCUGUGAGGACCAAAAGAGGUCGCUGAAAUUCCCGAGGGAUAGGCUUAUUUACAGAGAGAGACACUGCCCGGAGAAAAAGGAGCGGCUGAGAUGCCGUGUGCCGGCGCCGUACGGGUACAAGAACCCGUUUAAGUGGCCGGUGAGCAGGGAUCUGGUGUGGUACGCGAAUGUGCCGCACAAGGAGUUGACGGUGGAGAAAGCGGUCCAGAACUGGAUUCGAUUCGAGGGCGACCGGUUCAGGUUCCCCGGCGGCGGCACCAUGUUCCCGAACGGCGCUGAUGCUUACAUUGAUGAUAUCGGAAAGUUGAUUAAUCUCAAAGAUGGGUCCAUUAGGACCGCCAUUGAUACUGGCUGUGGAGUUGCUAGCUGGGGAGCUUAUCUAUUAUCGCGAAAUAUCCUUCCGAUAUCAUUUGCACCGAGGGAUACACAUGAAGCUCAAGUGCAAUUUGCGUUGGAGCGAGGAGUUCCGGCGUUGAUUGGUGUUAUUGCCUCGAAGAGGCUUCCGUAUCCAUCCAGGGCGUUUGACAUGGCUCAUUGUUCCCGUUGCCUCAUUCCAUGGGGUCAAUAUGAUGGAGCGUACUUGAUUGAAGUCGACCGGAUUUUGAGGCCGGGCGGAUAUUGGAUCCUCUCAGGUCCACCGAUCCGGUGGAGGAAGUAUUGGAGAGGGUGGGAGAGGUCGCGCGAGGAUUUGAAUGCGGAGCAAAUGCAAAUUGAGAAUGUAACCAAGAGUUUGUGUUGGAAAAAGUUGGUCGAGAAGGACGAUAUUGCUAUAUGGCAGAAGCCGGCCAAUCAUUUGCAGUGCAAAAAAUUCCGAAAGGUUUUCAAGCGCCCGCUGUUCUGUAGCAGCCAGGAUCCAGAUAAAGCUUGGUACACAAGCUUAGAGACUUGUUUGACCCCCUUGCCUGAAGUCUCCAACAACGAAGAGGUCGCCGGUGGGAAACUAGAGAAAUGGCCGAAACGGUUAAACGCCAUACCACCGAGGAUUAGCAAGGGAACAAUAAAUGGGGUAACCCCUGACACUUUUCAGCAAGACUUGCAACUAUGGAACAGGAGAGUCUCGUAUUAUAAAACCGUUAACAACCAACUUGGCCAAGCGGGAAGGUACCGCAACAUCCUUGACAUGAAUGCGUUCUUGGGCGGAUUUGCUGCUAAUUUGGUCGGAGAUCCGCUCUGGGUGAUGAAUGUAGUCCCGGUCGAGGCUAAGAUCAACACACUCGGCGUUAUCUACGAACGUGGAUUGAUUGGAACUUAUCAGAGCUGGUGCGAAGCAAUGUCAACGUAUCCUAGAACUUACGAUCUCAUUCAUGCCGACUCCAUUUUUACACUCUACAAAGACAGGUGUGAAAUGGACGAUAUUAUGUUAGAAAUGGACAGGAUUUUACGGCCCGAAGGGAGUUUGAUUAUACGGGACGAUGUAGAUAUACUGGUGAAGGUGAAGAGAAUUGCAGAUGGACUGAACUGGGAUAGCCAGAUUGUUGAUCAUGAGGAUGGGCCGUUGGAGAGGGAAAAGCUUCUGUUUGCAGUAAAGUUGUAUUGGACGGCUCCAGCUACUGCUGAUCAACAAGCUUAAGAUUCUACGAUUAUUGCAUCCUUUGUCUGUAUUUUCUUUCAAUAUAGUUGUCUGGUUUUCUUGUCACAUUGCAUUAAUUAAUUCAUUAUAGUUUGCUCAUUCUUGAUA